AUGGCCUUAGGGAACAACUACUGGUGUAACUCUUUUCCCCAAGCUAAACUUAUGCAUUUAGUUCAGGCUGGCUCUGAUCACUGUCCUAUUUUACUAAUUCCUCAAGUUCAUAGAAACAACUCAUGGAGGCCUUUUAAAUUCUUUGCUAUGUGGAUGAAGCAUCUUGCUUCCAAAACUCAAUUAUUUAUAGCUUGGGCUACUGAUGUUUCUGGUUCUGCAGGUUUUCAAUUGCUUAAUAAACAACAUAGUACAAGGAAAAGACUCUCACAAUGGAAUAAAAUUGAGUUUGGAGAUAUUGAUAGAAAUAUCAAUAACUUGCAAACUCAACUUGAAAUAGCCCAGAAUGAUCCAAACCCUAUCUCUCAGCAUGAAAACAUUGUUACUCUCACUAGAAAGCUAGAUGAUUGGUUUAACAUUAAGGCUGAUUUUUAUAAACAAAAAUCUGGAGAUACUUUUAUCACUGAAAUGGAUCAAAAUACCAAAUACUUCCAUACUUUGGCUAAUAGAAGAAUGUUCAGGAAAAAUAUUGAAUGCUUAUGCGACAAUAAUGGAAUCUGGUACAAUCAGGAUGAGGACAUGGCUAGUUUGCUUGUUAACCAUUUUGAGCAGGUAAGUAAAACUUCAAAUCCUAAUUUUACUGAUAUCACCUUUGACAUCAUCCCCACUGUCAUUACUGCUCAGGAUAAUUCUCAGCUCAACAGAAUUCCUUCUAGUGAUGAAAAUUUUCAAACUAUUAAGAACAUGAAUGAUUGGGGUUCUCCUGGCCCUGAUGGCUUCCAGUCUGGUUUUUAUAAAUACAAUUGGGAUAUAGUAGGUCAUGAUGUUACUAAAGCUGUCUAA
This is a messenger RNA of Papaver somniferum (opium poppy), 840 nucleotides long. RefSeq lists its product as uncharacterized. The record is from RefSeq and is a predicted model, not a curated record. Bases 1 to 840 code for a protein of 279 amino acids. Lineage: Eukaryota; Viridiplantae; Streptophyta; Magnoliopsida; Ranunculales; Papaveraceae. The transcript has a single exon.